CAAUUUUAAUGUCGCACGAACAGGGUUAUUUAUGUGUUAUUGAACUUAAUAAAAUUCGAAUUUACGCUUAAAAUAUAAUGGCCGAACUUGCGGCAACAAAUUUAUUUGAAUCACAAACUAUCAAUGCAGAUCACAAGGACCUUAUCCACGAUGUUGCUUAUGAUUUUUACGGAGAAAGAAUGGCCACUUGUUCCAGCGAUCAGUACGUUAAAGUGUGGGAUACAGAUGGGCGAGGCGGUUGGCGGCUUACGGGCAGCUGGAAAGCCCACCAUGGUUCUGUCUGGAAGGUGACUUGGGCUCACCCAGAGUUUGGCCAAGUUUUAGCAACAUGUUCAUUUGACAGAACUGUUGCCAUAUGGGAAGAAGUUGGUGAUACAACUGCUCCUGGCUCCGAGAAAGGUCUCCGCACGUGGGUAAAACGGUCAAAUUUAGUGGAUUCUCGGACCUCAGUGACAGAUGUAAAGUUUGGUCCAAAACAUCUAGGUUUAUUGCUUGUCACUUGUUCAGCUGAUGGAAUUAUAAGAAUCUAUGAGGCUCCUGAUGUAAUGAAUCUGGCACAAUGGACCCUACAGCAUGAGAUUCCUACUAAAGUAUCAAUUAGUUGUCUAUCAUGGAACCCUACAUUAUCAAGCAACAGAGUGAACCCACCGAUGUUGGCAGUGGGCAGCGAUGAACCAAAUAUACCCAAUGCUAAUAACCAAGUGGACAAAACUUGUAAUGGAAAAGUUUUUAUUUUUGAAUACGCGGAGACGUCGCGGCGCUGGACGCGCACGGACUGCGUGUCCGCGGUGCAGGAGCCCGUCAACGACCUGGCCUUCGCCCCCAACCUCGGCCGCUCCUUCCACCUGCUGGCGCUCGCCACCAAGGACGUCCGCAUCAUCAAGAUUGAGCCACUGCCCGAGUCGUCCGGCGGCUCGGGUGGCGGCGCGCGCUACAAGACGGAGGUGCUGGCGGCCUUCGACGACCACUACUCGUGCGUGUGGCGCGUGUCCUGGAACGUGACCGGCACGCUGCUCGCCUCCUCCGGCGACGACUGCUGCGUCAGGCUAUGGAAGAUGCAAUACUUGAACCAGUGGAAGUGCGUGGCGGUGUUCAAGAACGAGCCGCAAGCGGGCGACUCGCCGACGCCGGGCCGCGCGCACACCACCUACACGCGCCUCGCCGCCAUGGCCAACGCCGCGCACAUGCCGCACCACUGACGUCACGCCCCGCUCGCCCCGCACGCCCCGCACGCCCCGCACGACCCCCAGUCAUACAAAAUGAGCGACGGAGACGUGUCGUGUAUAAUCUGUGCUGUGAACUGUCAAACUGUUGAGUUACGUUGAACUAUUGUGUUUAGUUUUGUUAAUGUUAUAUUAAGGAACACAAGAGUAACGAUAUAUGAAUGUAAUGCUUGUAAACUUGAUUUAUAAUUUUUCCAUAAAACAACUUUUAUUCAAA
Molecule: messenger RNA, 1440 nt
Organism: Papilio polytes (common Mormon)
Lineage: Eukaryota; Metazoa; Arthropoda; Insecta; Lepidoptera; Papilionidae
Gene: Nup44A
Product: nucleoporin seh1
Exons: 10
Coding region: 78-1199 (373 amino acids)
Biological process (GO): positive regulation of TORC1 signaling; cellular response to amino acid starvation
Cellular component (GO): nuclear pore outer ring; Seh1-associated complex
Molecular function (GO): structural molecule activity; protein binding
Source: RefSeq, a predicted model, not a curated record